Molecule: messenger RNA, 1302 nt
Organism: Vicia villosa (hairy vetch)
Lineage: Eukaryota; Viridiplantae; Streptophyta; Magnoliopsida; Fabales; Fabaceae
Product: probable WRKY transcription factor 69
Exons: 3
Coding region: 265-1092 (275 amino acids)
Biological process (GO): regulation of DNA-templated transcription
Cellular component (GO): nucleus
Molecular function (GO): transcription cis-regulatory region binding; DNA-binding transcription factor activity
Source: RefSeq, a predicted model, not a curated record
GUUUAUUAAUUGAUGUAUUUGCUCUCACGUCCAUAAUAAACUAGUUACAUUGACAAUCUGUCACCAUGGCGGCUCAUAUUAAACAUCAAUCCCAAUCCUCUCUUCUCUCUCAAUCCCAAACUCUUACAAUUCCCUCACCACCACCACCACCACUUCUCCGAUCACCCUUCUCUUUGUUCUCCGGCGAGCCAAACCUUUUCAUCACCAUUUCCUACACUAAAUAACAACUCAAAAAAAGUUAUUUUCUAUAAACAAAAGCCAAUCAUGUACAAACGUAGAUUCAACACUAAGCCAGUGUAUGUUACUGACCAUGAUGAGCCCGAGCCCGAGCCUGAACCCGAGCCCAUAUCGGAAGAUGGUCCUGCUUCUCCUUCUUGUGAAGACGUAAAAAUUGAAGAACCGUCGCCUAAGAAAAGGAGGGAGAUGAAGAAGAGGGUGGUGACUAUACCGAUUGCUGACGUGGAAGGAUCUAAGAACAAAGGAGAGACGUAUCCACCGUCGGAUUCAUGGGCUUGGAGAAAGUAUGGUCAAAAGCCUAUCAAAGGCUCCCCUUAUCCCAGGGGUUAUUACCGAUGUAGCAGUUCAAAAGGGUGUCCCGCUAGGAAACAAGUUGAGCGAAGCCGCGUGGACCCCACAAAGCUUCUCGUAACCUACGCUCACGACCACAACCACUCCCUCCCUCUUCCCAAAUCUCAUUCAUCUUCUUCCACCACCGUAACCGUCACCGUCGAAUCUCCAUCUCCAUCUCCCGGCGACUCUUCCGGCGAAUGUAACACUAAUACUAUUUCUCCCGCCGCUACUCCACAGCCGGAGAAUCUAACCGUUUUCGCCACUGACUUCGACCUCUCCGGUGAUUCAACGGUUCUGCACAGCCAACACCACCACCACGCCGUGUUUGGCUGGUUCGAUGACGUUGCAUCUACAGGUGUUUUUGUGAGUCCGAUCUGCGGAGGAGUGGAGGAUAUAACGCUGACGAUGAGGGAGGAGGAUGAAUCGUUGUUUGCAGAUCUUGGAGAGUUGCCGGAAUGUUCAACGGUUUUCCGGAAGAGGAAUAUUCCGAGCGCGAUUCAGUGUAGUGGCAUCACAGGAUAAAGUUGCUGGACCUUUUUCUUUUUUUCUAUUGUGAUUAUAAAAUUAUAAUUUAUAAUAUUCACGGCCUGGAAAUCGUGCGUAUUAAAAAAAUAUUGAAUUAUUAGAAAGAAAGAAUUAAAUAAGUUUAUUUUACAGAUCGUGGAUAAAUUUUUUUUAAUAACGUUGCUUUGUAGUUGUACAUUGGAAUAAAUUAUUAUUAUUAGCAGGCUA